This is a messenger RNA of Phyllostomus hastatus (greater spear-nosed bat), 3650 nucleotides long. It is a transcript of the gene PARS2, whose product is annotated as prolyl-tRNA synthetase 2, mitochondrial. Lineage: Eukaryota; Metazoa; Chordata; Mammalia; Chiroptera; Phyllostomidae. Gene Ontology annotation, cellular component: cytoplasm; mitochondrion. Gene Ontology annotation, molecular function: proline-tRNA ligase activity; ATP binding. The transcript is spliced from 2 exons. Gene Ontology annotation, biological process: prolyl-tRNA aminoacylation. The record is from RefSeq and is a predicted model, not a curated record. The coding region runs from base 83 to 1507 and encodes 474 amino acids.
GGCUGGGGCUGCAAUUGGUGAGCGUGGGUGACAGAGAAGAGUCGGGAACUGGCGGCACAAGUGCUGCCCUGUGCCGGGUGUCAUGGAAUGGCUGCUGACGAGAUGCAGAGCACUGCCCGCCCUGGCCACCUGCACCCACCAGCUCUCUGGGUACAUUCCCCGCAGGUUUCACUUUGCCCCAGGGAGAGGGAAGCGCAUGGCACUGUCCCACAUGUUCCAGCCCCAGAACCUUCGGGAAAACCAGGUGCUCUCGCUGGAGGGCAGAUCUGGUGACUUGACCUGUAAGAGCCAUCGGCUAAUGCUGCAGGUGGGCCUGAUUCACCCAGCAAGCUCUGGUUGUUACCACCUCCUGCCUUAUACCGUUCGUGCCAUGGAGAAGCUGGUGCGGGUGAUAGACCAGGAGAUGCAGGCCAUUGGUGGGCAGAAGGUCAACAUGCCCAGCCUCAGCCCAGCAGAGCUCUGGCGAGCCACCAACCGAUGGGACUUGAUGGGCAAGGAGUUGCUAAGACUUAGAGACAGACAUGGCAAGGAAUACUGCCUAGGACCAACUCACGAGGAAGCCAUUACAGCCCUGGUUGCCUCCCACAAGACACUGUCCUACAAGCAGCUCCCGAUCCUACUGUACCAGGUGACAAGGAAGUUUCGGGAUGAGCCUAGGCCCCGCUUUGGACUUCUCCGUGGCCGAGAGUUUUACAUGAAGGACAUGUACACCUUCGAUGCCUCCCCAGAGGCCGCCCGGCGGACCUACAGCCUAGUGUGCGAUGCCUACAGCAGCCUAUUUGACAGGCUGGGGCUGCAGUGUGUCAAGGUCCAGGCAGACGUGGGCAGCAUCGGGGGCACGAUGUCUCACGAAUUCCAGCUACCAGUGGAUAUUGGAGAGGACAGGUUUGCAGUCUGUCCCCGCUGCAGCUUCUCAGCCAACAUGGAGACACUGGACUCAUCUCAAACGAACUGCCCUGCUUGCCAGGGACCUCUGACCGACACCAAAGGCAUUGAGGUGGGGCACACGUUUUACCUGGGCACCAAGUACUCCUCCAUUUUCAAUGCCCAGUUUAUUAACGUCCAUGGCAAACCUGCCUUGGCUGAAAUGGGGUGUUAUGGGUUGGGUGUGACUCGAAUCUUGGCUGCUGCCAUUGAGGUUCUCUCAACAGAAGACUGCGUUCGCUGGCCUGGCCUCCUGGCUCCUUACCAAGUCUGCCUCCUCCCCCCGAAGAAGGGUAGUAAAGAGGAGGCGGCCACAGAGCUCAUGGAGCAGCUGUACGACUACAUCACAGAGGCGGUGCCACAGCUUCAUGGGGAGGUCCUGCUGGACGACAGGACCCAUCUGACCAUUGGGAACAGACUGAAAGACGCCAACAAGUUUGGCUACCCCUUUGUGAUCAUUGCUGGCAAGAGGGCCCUGGAGGACCCUGCCCAUUUUGAGGUUUGGUGCCAGAACACCAGUGAGGUGGCCUUCCUCACCAAAGAAGCAGUUGUGGCAUUACUGAGCCAAGUACAGGUCGUCUGAAUGCCCCCAGCCCCGCCCCACUGCGCAGCCGUGGAGUUCAUUCAGAUGCCGCCUUUCCUGUGCUCCUUUCUGGGGCUGGUCUCUCCAGAAACAGGGCAGCUCAUGGAAGGUGAGCACAUGUCAGGAAACCGAUUUUUAUCUCGUCAUUUAUUCACACUAUUUGUAUUUAGUCAUUCACUUGGUCCCUUCCUCUGGACUGACCAUGCUGCCACUUUAUAUCUCACUGUGGAAGCCUCUGUUAGGAGACAAGGAGGCAAGAAAGAGCAGACUUCUCAUCAUGUCCCUGAGGUGAUCACCUGCCUUGUCUCAGCUGCGUUUCCCUUGUGUGGGGCGGGAGUGGCUGACGGCCGAGGCCCUCGUGGCUCCAUAGUCUGACUGUAGGCCAUGCUACAUCGGCCCUCCUCCACUUGAACAUGUCCUCUUCCCUACUGGGGCCUCAGUUUCCGCAUCUGCAACAAAAAACUACGAGCCUAGAUCUAUGAAGUCCUUAACAACUGUCACUGGCUGGUUCCACAAGAGGUUCAUGAUAGACAGACCUGGUUCCUCUGAUGUUCUGUAGCUGAAGCUACAGAGAAAGUUCAUGUGAUGAGCUAACGGCCCCAACAGAUCUGGCUCCGUGGAGGUGGCUGUGCACUGAGGUCAUGCUGUGUUGAUUGAAUCAAGUCCGACUGUUGGGAUGAGCCUCGCACACAUUGAAAUAGUGGCAACAUCUUCCAUUUUACUAUUGUAGCGGCAGCUUGUCUUGAGAGUCUUCUUUCUUUUCCUACCGUUUCUACUCUCUAUCCCAAAAGGGAAAAAAAGGGUGUCUGGAAAACUGGACUGGAUUGGGAGUAAAAAGGAGAAAACUGUAUUUGAACAAUGAUUAAAUUUAAAAAUAAAGAAAGAAAGAAAAAAGAAAAAAAAACUUAAUUCCCACACAUACCAGGGGUAGCAGGCUUCGAGUGCCAUGUUGACAGUGCCACGUUGACCUCAGUGCAGAGUCGGAUUCCAGAGCCAUGGCAGGGGUGAAUAUUAAGGUCUCUGCCUGAACUGUGUGGAAAACUAGGAGCAGACUUGAGCCACUCCCGCAGUGCUGCCUGCUUCUGUUGCUCCCAUUCAUCAUGUUAGGGUCUCAUCCAAAUCUAACAAGGGCAAGCUCAAAGCCACCAUCUCCUAAAAAGGCCCUUGACAGCUCCUGAAAGUGGUUUUCCAUCUGGCUGCCCAGCACUCUCCCAUUAAGCCCAGAUCGCAUGCUUUCUUGUUCGGGGCCACACAGCUCCUUGUCUGGUGGGCCAGCCUCUUGUAGUUGAUAGUCACCUCCCCAGGGCCAAGGUGCUAGACAGAUUCCAAAAGCACCACAGUUCUUGUCCUGGCCAGUUCCACCUGCCACAAGCUUCCCAGCAGCUUGUUAUCACUAGAGUAACCCUACCCCAAACAAACCUCAGGUUCCUAAUUACUGCACAUGCCAAGCCCUAAUGACUCCCAGCCCUAGCACGGGGGCUCAGGCCCAGCAUUCAGGCCAGGAGAUGUGGAUUCUGACAGCAAACCUAGAAAGGCCAGAUUGUGAGGCACGGGAGCUUACCCUCGGCUGUAGUUGGAACCACCUGGGUUCCACCCAGAGCGAGGUUCUGCUUAUGGACUGGGGUGUGGCCAGGUGUUGAACCUCUGGGAUGAUUCUAAUGUGCAGAGUCCACUGAGAGCGCCUUGUGUGCGGGUAGCUGCCUUCUCUGCGCCUACUUAUAGUUGUUUCUUCUGAGUAAUUUAGGUUGCACAUUAACAGACUGAUGUAAGCUCUCUGCUUUUAGUGGUCUGGUCAUUUAUUGUUGGGGUUUGUCAUGUGCCACUGUGCUGUGAGACCCUUUUAUACACUGUUUCAGAUCUUGAAGAUGUGCAGGGGAGGUGCUCUUACUCUCCAUUUACCAAUGAGCAAACCCGAAGUUUAAGCAACUUACUCAAGGAUGCACAGCUCUUAAGUAUCCGAGCUAGAAUCCAAGUAUUGACCAAAACCUCUGCCCUCCCCACCACACUGCAUGGCCUCUGCCUGCACAAAAGUGAUUUCAGAAAAUAAAACUGGCCCUGGCUGGAGUGGCUCAGUGGACUGAGUGCCGGCCCUCAAACCAAAGGGUCACUGGGUUUGAUUCCCAGUCAGGGCACAUGCCUGGGU